This is a messenger RNA of Hemibagrus wyckioides, 7442 nucleotides long. It is a transcript of the gene lrtm2a, whose product is annotated as leucine-rich repeats and transmembrane domains 2a. Bases 622 to 1737 code for a protein of 371 amino acids. Gene Ontology annotation, cellular component: membrane. The record is from RefSeq and is a predicted model, not a curated record. NCBI's taxonomy places the organism in Eukaryota, Metazoa, Chordata, Actinopteri, Siluriformes, Bagridae. Gene Ontology annotation, biological process: regulation of presynapse assembly; axonogenesis; positive regulation of synapse assembly. The transcript is spliced from 5 exons. Gene Ontology annotation, molecular function: protein binding.
ACAGAAAGGCACGCAUUGUGGUUUUCAGCAGCAUACCAGCACAGACCCGUGGCAGAGUGAUCGGCUGUAGACCACAGAGACUGGGAAUAAACCCACUUACUGGAGUGACAACAAGGACUGUGCAGGAUUUAAGUCUCCUUCCUUGAUCUUUCUUUUCUUAUUUAUUCUAAUCUGCUGUCCUUUUCUUUCACUCACAACCCCUCCUCCUCCUUUUUUCGGGGUUGCUGUUGCUACUGUCAGCAGGAGAAUAUUUUCAUUUCCUUUUCAGAGCAUAAUAGGAGCUGCUCCUGUGUCUCUCCAUUAUUAAUCUACCCUAAAACCUCACUGCUUGUAUUCGAAGAGGUUAAGCUGAGAAGGACGUCAGAUAGGAAGACGGCUGCCACUGGUGAAGGCCAUCAUCAACCAGUGGGGAAAAUGGGGCACCAGACUGACAUUUUUAAGAACAGGACAUCCCUCCAAAAUUGAUGAAAAGGACAAACGAAAAGGAGCUGCAGGAAUAUUUGACACUUUCCCAGCUAGCAGCCAGUCUGCCCUAUAAGAUUGAAGGUGGGCAUCGAGGCAGACUGAUGCUUAUCCAGUUCUGAGGUGGGAACCACUGUCACACAUAGGCAGACCGUAGCUAUGUGGCUCAUUGCUGGGACUGCAAUAAGGCACUGCAGAGGAACCACUCAAAACAGCUUGUCAGUGCACUGUGUGCUCUACCUUCUGCUUCUGCACCUUCAGUUGUGCUCCAGUUGCCCAUCCAUUUGUGUGUGCAGUUCCACUGAAGCAGACUGUGGUGGGCAUGACUUGAUUGCACUGCCUGCCCUUUCCCUGCUACCUUCAACUAUUCAGACCCUGCUCCUGCCCAACAACCACCUCACAACCUUGCCUGCUUCAGCCUUUGCCAACCUUAGCUCACUGGUGAGGCUUGACCUAUCCAAUAACUACCUGGAUAACCUGCCAGCUCAUGUGUUUGCUGAGCUGGCCAACCUGACUGACCUAAGUCUGAGGAACAACAGCCUAACAGCACUGGACCGUGACCUCCUGCAGGGCCUGGGAAGCCUUCAGCGGUUAGAUGUGUCACUGAAUGGCCUGGGUACUGUGCCUCUUGGUCUGUUAGAAAAUCAGCAUGGCCUGACCUGGCUCUCUCUGGCAGGGAACAGACUCCAGGCACUAAAUAGGGCUGCUUUUGAACCACUUGAGAACUUGCAGCACCUUGAGCUUGGCUCCAACCCAUGGGAAUGUGACUGCAAUUUGCGUGACUUCAAGAACUGGAUGGAGUGGCUCAUCUACCGAGGUGGCUAUGUAGAUGCUGUGGAUUGCACCCUCCCCAAAGAUCUCAGAGGGCGCGACAUCCGGACUGUUCCUGUAGAGAUGUUCAACUACUGCCUCCAAUUGGAUAGUGAGAAUGGGGGUGGGGCUGGAGGAACAAAAAGUGGUUCUGUCCCGUGUGCACGUGCAACCACUGCUCCAUUGCCUGAGAUUGCUGUGGUACAGAGUGAGUCAGAGCCAGUGGAUUGUGCUAAGCAACGUUACCGGCCUGUAAGCGUCCGUCGUGCCAUUGGCACAGUGGUGAUUGCUGGUGUUGUUUGUGGUAUUGUGUGCAUCAUGAUGGUUGCUGCAGCUGCCUAUGGAUGCAUCUAUGCUUCCCUUAUGGCCAAGUACCAGCGUGAGCUGAAGAAAAGGCAGCCAUUGAUGGGGGAUGCUGAGGCUGAAGCUGACCCUGAAGAGAAACAGAUUUCAUCAGUUGCAUAGAAAUAAUAUAGAUUCUAUAUACUCUAAUGUGAUGACAAUGGUCUCUUUGCAUUUCUGCUUCCACACCUAGUUUUUAAAUGUGUGUGCACUGUUAUGUACUAUUUGGGUGUUUUCACAUAUAGUUAUUUUUAAAUAAACCAUACACAGUCCUCUUAGUGGUCCUAGAUGAUAGGUCUAAAAGGGAACUAGCUGCAAAUUACCUCAGUACUUUUGGUGUUCACAAUACAAGUGGACUUAAAAGUCAACUCAGAACACUUGUUCAGACCACAACUUUUUUAGAACUCAGACCCCAUGGAUAAUGUAAUUAAAAAUGGGUAAUUUAUGUGAUGCAAUCAUUUAGCUGUGGAUGAAAAAUACCAGAAGUGUCUAGGGAUCAAGAAAUCAGUGAGAACCGACUCACGAGUCAUGGAAUUUUUACUAAAUCGUUGGCUUUGACCAAAUAAGUGAAUUUAAGGGGCCUAAUGCAAUGUCUGUAUCUGUAUUUGCAUUUUUAUUUGUUUAGUGCUCAAAAUAUUCAUGUGCUUUGGUCUGACCCAGACUUUUUUAAUGUUGCUCAUACAGCUUUGCCAUAGCAACACUGGAAAACACUGAAGAACCAGGGCUACUGUUUUUUUAUUGGCAAAUGAUAACAAAUAGCAAUUUUCAGAACAUAACUUUAAUCAGCCCCAGAUCCAAAACAUCUUGUGUAACCUUCUGGAUAGAUUUCUAAUAUGACAUUUUUGUGGGCAGAGUUACCAGAUUCUGUGUCUAAUUGAUGCGUAUUGCAGAUAUAGAGUCUCCUCCCAAAGUAUUGGAACAGCAUGGCCAAUUCUUUUUCUUUCUUUUUUUUGCUAUAUACUGAGAAGUGAAAUCAAAAGAUAAUUAUAAGACAAUACAAUUUGCAUCAAAAUUAAGAAUGAGCAAAUAGUCUGAAUGUCUAUUCUUGGUUUGAGCAGACAUGUUGUCAAAAAGGAUAAACUAACAUAAAGUCCAGAGAGCUGUCUAUGGGAGAAAAGCAGGUCAUUUUUUCCAAGAUGAUGGAACAGAUCGAUCAGAGCCACAAACAGAUAUUGAACAGGUUGGCCAAGAAACAGAGAGCUGUAGAGGUAAUGAGAGCUGUAAAGUGAAACCCGUCACCAACAAUAUCCACGGGACAGAGGUGAACCACCAUCACAAACCACCAAUCAAAAACAAAAUUGAGAGCAGAAAUAUAGAUAUUUACCACAUGAUACAAACCACUUAUCAGCAGUAAGAAUCAGAACAUCAGACUUUUGAAUUUGAAAAGAAAUACAGAGAUGAGCCCCAAAGGCAAAAUGAUGGAAAGACCAAAGUGUGGAGAAUGAAAAGAUCUCCUCAUCAGUAUUAUUAUUAUUAUCAUCAUCAUUAGUGGAGGUAGUGUCAUGGCUUGGGCUUGCAUGGCAGCUUCUAGAACAGACUCACUAAUCUUUAUUGAAUUCAGAAUGAAUUCAGAAUUUUACAAGAACAUUCUGUCUGCCAAUUUACAGAUAAAUGCCUCCGAUCAAAUUAGGAGGAACUUCGGGGGGAAACGUGGAAGGUUUUAGAUUGGCCAAGUAAAUCACCAGACCUUAACCCAAUUAACCAGCAUUUCACUUCCUGAAGAGGAGACUGAAAGGCAAAAACAAAUAACAACUGAAAGGAGCUGUGCUAAACCUGAAAAAGCAUCACAAAAUAAGAAUAUAAGAGUUUUGUGAUUUCAGUGUCACCAACAUGAUGAACAAAAGAACUGGCCUUGCUGUGCCAAACGCUUCAGAGGAGAGCAACCUAUUUCCCCUAAAAUGACUGAGAAAAAGAAGACAAAUUCAUCUAUGUUCUCCUAUGCCUCAACAAUUUUGGCUAGUUAUUAUUAUUUUUGUGUGGUUUUUCAAUUGUAGUUGAGGUGUGAAUUUUGCUGAAACCUGGUAACCCUCUUUGGGGUUUGAGUUAAGUGAGAGCUGUUGAGAGUAAAAACCAUGCAGUCAUGCAACUGUUCUGUUGUCUAGCAGGAUCCUAUUGCCUAAAGCUAGCAAGCUAUCCAAAUAGUGUAUUAAUAUUCAGUCAUGCUCCAAUCAUCUGUAAAGGAAUACCUGUACACCAGGUCAUUCAUGCAAUUAUUCGAAGGGUCAAUCAUGUGACAGCAAUGCAAUGCAUAUAAUCAUAUACAAAUAAAGAGCACAAAAUGAGCAUAAAAACUGAUCUCAGUAACUUUAGCAUGAUUGUUGGUACUAUUCAAUGUAAAACAUAAUAAUGCUCACAUUCAGUGAGUGGCUGUUCUUAGUGCAAACGCAUUUUGUUGAUGAGAGAGGUCAGAGGAGAAUGGUCAGCCUGAGUCACGCAGACAGGAAGGAAACAGCAACUAAAAUAAUCACCCAACAACUACGAUGAGCAAAAAUCUAAGCAAGCACAUUCACUAGACCCUGAGACAGAUGAGCUACAAGAGCAGAAGACCACAUCAGACAGGAAAAGGAAUCUGAGGCUAUGGUGGGCACAAGUUCACUAAAACUGGGGCAGUUGAAAAUUGGAAUAAUAUCAGCUGGCCUUUUCCUAUCUUCAAGUGCCUGGUUUCUGCAGAUCUACUGCUCACUGGAUCUAUUUUGGGAGUUUUAUUUUUUCCAACCAAAAAAUAUCUAAAUGAAAAAAAUAACCAGAAUACUGUGUGUGAAAAUUAGAAGAGAUUUUAUAAAAUACUCAUCAACAAGGUGUUUCCACCCUAAGAACAUCCACUCACUGUAGAUGAGCACCUUUACGUGUAACCUUCACUGGCACCGACUGCCAUGUCAUGGCUUGGGUUUAAAUUCCCAACUCCGACAACAUUCUGAGUUUGGUCUGCAUGGUUUUGGUUACGGUCAUCUGUGGAGGUGGUGUUUAAUUCCUAACACUGGAUUUCUGAAACUGUAAGUCCAAUCAAGCUGCAGUUUGUUGUAUUGAAUCAUUUGUGCUAAAAACAGCAGACCGACAUUUCACAGUGUUAGUAUUGAACUGUCAACCAACUUGUACAGUAUGUACAUCUAUAAUACCUUUAGUGCUCUGUGUAACUUGGCAAGAACUGGAUACUGCAUGCAGUAUUUGUGAAGGGUGUUUAGAUUCCAAGAUCACUACAUGUGGCAAUUAUUAUUAUUAUUAUUAUUAUUAUUAUUAUUAUUAUUAUUAUUAUUAUUAUUAUUAUUAUAUGUAAUGUAACAGAAAACCACAGCUACAUACAGACAAUAAGCCUCCAGUUCUUUACUCAUAUAUCAGAAUGUGAAGUCGACUGGGGACUUUUUUGUUUUCAUAAGACACAUAAUGGACCACAAAAUAUACGACAAAGAAAUCAAUACAAUUAGCCUGUGGUUAAUUUUUAAGGGGUCUGAGUUCAUUGUUGUGUUUAUAUAUGGAUAUUAAAUGCUGUCACCAAUCUGAGACCACUUGGAAUGCUAAAACUGACUGUGAAAACACCCAUAGUUUGUCUUUACAGUAUUCAACAUUACAAUAUUUUGAUGGCUAAAGCUGGGUGCAGGACCUCGUCAUUACAAUUUCCAUCAUUUCGACAGAUUCCCAUUCCUCUCCAGAAAUACAGAAACAGUGAGAGGACACUUUGACCUGAUUAGGACAAAAUGUCCAUAUUCUAUCAGCAUGUUUGUUUUCAACUGCUUUUCUUUAUCGAUUGAAAUAGCAGUCAAAAUAAAUAGUGUUUUUCAAAGUAUAAUAUAUUUAAUUGUUUCAUAAAUGUAUGGGUUUUUAGCCUGUAUAAAAAACGAAGAGGUUGGAUUCUACUGUUGGCUGAAUUUUGUUACAUUAUUUAGCCUCUGCAAUAUACAGGCACUAGACAAAGAUUAUUCUAUAACAGCUUCUCUCUAUCUUAUGCUCCAGUAUUGUAGCUUACGCUCAGAACACUUAGCGUCCAACACAUCAAACAUCAAACACUGAGUGAAAGAUAAUCAGAGAGAGGAUGUACAUUUUCUGUUGAUCCCUCUCAGUCUUAUUUGUUUACCACAUUGGUUGUUAUUGGCACAAUGCAGGCAUAUACUGAGUACUGCAAAGUAGUUAGCGAGUGAGCUAAGUGUCAGAUUUCUUUAUGAGAAUUGAUUAGAAUUUCAAUCAAAUGAAGAAUUUUCUAUUCAGAUUCAUUUAAAUAAAAUACAGGUACAAUAUAUAUACUGACACAAACAAAAAAAACAUUAUAUACCACAAACUGUGUGCAUUUCAUAGGUGAAGACAGUAAUAUCCUUAAAUAAAGUUUGUUUAUUCACAGCAAAGUUUAUGUUGAAUAAGAUAUUACAAUUCAGUUUGCUGUGAAAAAAACAGAGGGUAUAUAUAUGUAUUCUUUCCCAAAUGGUUUUCCAUUCAGCUACAUAAAAGGCCAAAGAAAUGAGGAAAAGUGUGUUUUCAUUGCCUUGUGUUGGAUGAUUAUAGCUAGAGCGAGAGACCCUUAACAUUCACUUCAAUCAUUUUUCUUUAAAAGCAUCAAUAUCAUAAAACCCAUUGUCAAAUACCCAUUUUACAAACACAUACAUUUACAUAGACACAUUUUUAUGCACACAGUCAAAUGUAUGUGGACACCACCAGAUAUGCCAUCUAAUUUCCAGAACUAUGGGCAAAAUAACAGUAUAGAGUUUGUUCCCCUAUUUGCUGUUAUAAUAAGCUCCACUCUUCUGGGAGGUGCUUGACCUGUAUUCUGCAGCAUGGCUGAGGGUGUGUUCAUGCAGCUACAAGAUUAGUGAGAUCAGGUGCUGAUGUCAGACGAGGAGGUCUGGGGUUCAGUCGGUGUUCCAGUUCAUCCCAAAGGUGUUCAGUGGGGUUGAGUCAGAGUCAGGGCUCUGUGCAGGACACUCCAGUUCUUCCACUAUAACAUUCGAAAACCUUUAUGGGCUUUGCUUUGUGCACAGGGCCAUUGUCAUGCUGGAACAGUUUUGGGCCUCUUAAUUAAAGUGAAGGGAAAUUGUAAUGCAACUCCAUAUAAAGAAAUUCAAUAAUAAAAUCUGGUUUGGCUUCAAAUUGCAAGUCCAGAUAACUGCAUUCUAAUCAGAUUUGAAAGCACACACAAAUCUGGUUGGCUGUUAAAUUGUGCUUACAUUAGGCGUUCUUUAAAUAGGUAUCUGUUUGCAAGUUCAGAAGCCCUCUUUAAUUUUCGUUUUUUGAAGAAGGUGGACAAGCCAGUAGUUCAGUCUUAUCCUAGGUUUUCUAGGUAAAGACAUAAGACACAAAUUAAUUUAUCCUUAGAACAGCAUUGCAUUAGUUUUACACAUCUUCAAUAAUUCCCACUCUACUAAUAACAAGGAGAAAAUGAUUUAAUAGGCAUUAGACAGACAAAGGACAGAACAGACAGAUGGUUGUACACAAGAAAUAGUACAAGUAUACAAAAAAGAGGAAAGAAAAAGCAAGGGCUUGAGCAGGGGUGUGACAUGUCAUAUUCUACCCCUGUACAUGCAUAAUAUACAUACAAUAUACAGACCAUUAAACAGAGUUGAAACAUGAAUACAGGGUUGUUUAUCCUAGAAAACACUGAGAGAUUUUAGACCCAACGAAGAGGAAUUUGACCUAUUCUGUGGCAAAUGGGGUGAAAGCUUGCCACUUCGAUUUCUUGGUUAUGAUUUAUUUCAGGCUCAUUUUCUUUAAUAUUUAGCUCAAUAGUCCUUGAGAUUUUUCUCUUUUUAAGUUAUAUAACUAUAUGGGAUGACACACAAUUAUUUUUUUUCCUCUCAGUUUGAAAAAAUGUUUGUGGGCUGUGUAAUAAAUCUAUGUCAGAAAUU